This is a messenger RNA of Cercospora beticola, 756 nucleotides long. RefSeq lists its product as uncharacterized. NCBI's taxonomy places the organism in Eukaryota, Fungi, Ascomycota, Dothideomycetes, Mycosphaerellales, Mycosphaerellaceae. The record is from RefSeq and is a predicted model, not a curated record.
AUGUCGGAAAAACCGCCGCAUUUCGUACUCAUCCACGGCGCCUGUCAUCGAGCCUGGCAUUGGCAUCUCCUUGAAGCAAAAUUGAAAGCAUCAGGCUGUUCUGUCUCGACCAUCGAUCUCCCAUCAUGUAAUGCCGACAAAGAGAAACUUGUUGUCUCCGGAGCUUUGCGAUUAGACAUCGAAGCCAUCAAGACAUUUCUCGAGAACCUCGCCUCAACAUCCGAUAGGAUAAUCCCGGUCUUCCACAGCUACAGUGGCGCACCAGGAGGCGACGCAGUCGCAGAAAUGAGCUCAGCAGCGAAGUCAAAAAUUGAGAGGUUGGUCUAUCUGACUGCCAUUGCUGCACAGCCAGGUGGGACUGUUGCGGGGAUUCCGAAUGGAGAAGGGAUGAACAUCAACGUCGAAGGCCACAUCGCCGACCUCCUCCUCUGUACGUCCUGUCUCUACGAUCCAGACGUCACAGACCAGAAGCUGGUUGACGACGCCGUGAGCCAUCUCGUUCCAAUGUCAAUUGCCGCGGCGAUAGAGCCUACUCAGCACGCGCCUUGGAAGCAAUUCCCUUGCACGUAUAUUUUCACGACCGAGGACUUGUGUCUUCCAUAUGCUUCGCAAAAAGGCAUGCUAGAGGUGAUGAGCGACGAGGAGAGGAAAGGAUGGAAGACCGUGACGAUGAAGGCCGGCCACAGUCCGAUGUUGGCGAACCCAGACGAGUUGGCGAAAGUGUUGCUGGAGAUUGCGGUGUCCAGUGUUUCUUGA